Dendrobium catenatum is the source of this 565-nucleotide messenger RNA. RefSeq lists its product as uncharacterized. NCBI's taxonomy places the organism in Eukaryota, Viridiplantae, Streptophyta, Magnoliopsida, Asparagales, Orchidaceae. The record is from RefSeq and is a predicted model, not a curated record. The transcript has 3 exons. Bases 151 to 351 code for a protein of 66 amino acids.
CGCAACCCGUCGCGUCUCCAAUCGACCUCCGUACCGUCCGUCCAAAAACCCAUUUCUCCAGCCCUGGCGAUCAUUUCUUGGAGCUGGCACGAUCGGGCGCGCAUUCACUCUGAACUACCCGAAGGAGAAAUUAGCUGACGAAAGAGGGAAAUGGGGGUGAUGGAGAAGUUGAAGAUCUUCGUUGUCCAGGAGCCGAUCGUGGCGGUGUCUUGCCUCAUCGGUGGAAUCGGCCUGUUCCUCCCAGCUGUCGUUAGGCCAAUCUUGGAUUCUUUUGACUCGGCCGAGCAAGUACCGCCACCACAACUCAGUGAAGUGGUUGCUGGUGUCACCGGGAAGAAGCAACGAGAUUGACUCCAAUGGUUUCAUCAAGUUUACUGCUUUUGCUUUUGCACAUUUUUCGUGCAUAGCUUUGCUACGCUUAAAUAAAUAUUUACAUGUGAAGUUGUACUGCAAUUUGAUCAGUACACGGAUUGCUUUUGCAUCUGCAAAUACUAUUAUUCUAUGCGAAGAAGAUGGUCCAUAGCUUGGUGAAAGUUCGAUUUGAAUAUAUCUUGACAUUAUUAAA